Sphaeroforma arctica JP610 is the source of this 1213-nucleotide messenger RNA. RefSeq lists its product as hypothetical. NCBI's taxonomy places the organism in Eukaryota, Ichthyosporea, Ichthyophonida. Gene Ontology annotation, biological process: calcium import into the mitochondrion; mitochondrial calcium ion homeostasis. The annotation marks the transcript as partial. The record is from RefSeq and is a predicted model, not a curated record. The transcript has 6 exons. Gene Ontology annotation, cellular component: uniplex complex. Gene Ontology annotation, molecular function: calcium ion binding.
UCAGAUAUUUUGACUUGCUGACUAAUGGUAGUGUGUCUCGCGAGGAAUUCGUGCAGGUCCUCAUGGCAAACAGCAGCGCAGUGGCGGACGAUACCAUGGGCGCACUGGACAAUUCGUUCAUCAAUUUCGGGUGCGACCUGAUGAACAGGUUUUUCGGACCGGAGGGGGCCGCUCCAGCGCAAAUAGGACAAUUGGAAAGCAAGGAUACAGAUAGGACAAACGAACCACACGCAGACUCAGAUACAGAUACAAGCACAGACGUAGCCACACCAUCAGACAGUGACAGUCGGAUACAAUCACACAGAAACACCGAGACACUGGCAGAUGCAGACGUAGAUAGCAUAGACAAUCAGACACAUGACACACCCCAUAGCAACAGCACAGGCACACCCGACAACACACCAGCCACACUCCCACACACAGACGACACCCAGGCACACCCAGACACCCAGACGCGCACACACGAUGACAGGAUAGACCCAUCGUACCGAGACGAAGGGGUGUGGGAGGGGGAUGAUGUGACGGUGUCUGACAUGCCACAGGACCAGCCGGUGCGGUCACGUGCGUUGAACUUUCCCGAAUUCGCGGAGUUCUUCAGUGCCUUUCAGACGGAAUAUGCGCUGCAACUGUUCGAGCUGUACGACAAGAACAAAGCCGGGAGAAUCACUGUGGAGGGGUUUCUUGAAAUAGUACCGAACAUGAGCAAUGCGCGAGCAGAGAUGUACGCAGAGCAGUUCAUUGACUGUGUGGGCGAUAAGGGCUUCAUUACAUUCGCAGAGUUCACCGCUUUUCAGAAGUUCAUCAAUCACUUGCCGGCCAUUGAAAGAGUGUUGCGCGCUACCUUCCGGCGGUUCCCCGAGGCCAACAUCAACGCCAACACAUUCCGUGCUUUGGUUAGAUCGCAUGCUAUCAAUACGUUUACGCCGUUAGAAAACACCAUCUGCUUCCAUCUAUUUGGGUCAGAGGAUAAGAGCCUGAUUACGCUGACGUCGUUUAAGGACAAUAUCAUCAGCACGCCAAUGACCCAUCAGAUCUUCAAGCUGGAUGAUGGGACCAUUGACAUGGACGAGCAAAUGGCCAGUGCCGCACCCAACCGGUUUGGGGGCGAUGACUUACGGCGACUCAUAAGUGCGCGCGAUUUGGGCCGAAAUUUGGUCAUUGGGGCUGUGGCGAGUGGCCUGGGUGUGGCAAUGGUGUUUCCUCUGGAUGCGGU